CCCACGUGGGCUGGCACCUGGCCUGAAGCUGGCAGCAUGGAGCCCCUCUUUCCACCUUCCACACCCAGCUGGAAUAGCUCAGCUGCUUCCAGUAGUAACCAUAACUGGUCGCUGGUGAGCCCAGUAUCAUCGAUGGGAGCCCGGGCAGUACUAGUGCCUGUGCUGUACUUGCUGGUGUGCACGGUAGGACUGGGUGGAAAUACACUGGUCAUCUACGUGGUGCUGCGGCAUGCCAAGAUGAAGACAGUUACUAAUGUGUACAUCCUGAACCUGGCUGUGGCUGACGUAUUGCUUAUGUUAGGGCUUCCCUUCCUGGCUACGCAGAACGCCGUCUCCUACUGGCCCUUUGGCCCCUUCCUGUGCCGCCUGGUCAUGACGCUGGAUGGCAUCAACCAGUUCACCAGUAUCUUCUGCCUGAUGGUCAUGAGUGUUGACCGCUACCUGGCUGUGGUCCACCCUCUCCGCUCAGCCCGGUGGCGUCGGCCACGGGUAGCCAAGCUGGCCAGUGCCGCUGUCUGGGUCUUUUCACUGCUCAUGUCUCUGCCACUCUUGGUCUUCGCAGAUGUCCAGGAGGGCUGGGGCACCUGCAACCUAAGCUGGCCAGAGCCUGUGGAACUGUGGGGCGCAGCCUUUAUCACCUACACAUCUGUGCUGGGCUUCUUUGGGCCCCUGCUGGUCAUCUGUUUGUGCUACCUGCUCAUUGUGGUGAAGGUGAAGGCUGCAGGUGUGCGUGUAGGCUCCUCUCGGCGGCGGCGCUCAGAGCGCAAGGUGACUCGCAUGGUGGUGGUGGUAGUGCUGGUGUUCGUGGGCUGCUGGCUGCCUUUCUUCAUUGUCAACAUUGUCAACCUGGCCUUCACGCUGCCUGAGGAACCUGUCUCUGUUGGCCUCUACUUCUUUGUGGUGGUCCUGUCUUAUGCCAACAGCUGUGCCAAUCCCCUGCUCUAUGGCUUUCUCUCUGAUAACUUCCGCCAGAGCUUCCGGAAGGUUCUGUGCCUACGCAGAGGAUAUGGUAUGGAGGAUGCAGAUGCCAUAGAGCCACGUCCAGACAAGAGUGGCCGGCCACAGGCCACACUGCCCACACGCAGCUGUGAGGCCAAUGGACUCAUGCAAACCAGCAGGCUUUAAGUGCCCCAGU
This is a messenger RNA of Phodopus roborovskii (desert hamster), 1135 nucleotides long. It is a transcript of the gene Sstr5, whose product is annotated as somatostatin receptor 5. Gene Ontology annotation, cellular component: neuron projection; membrane. Gene Ontology annotation, biological process: regulation of insulin secretion; cellular response to glucocorticoid stimulus; neuropeptide signaling pathway. The record is from RefSeq and is a predicted model, not a curated record. The transcript has a single exon. Bases 37 to 1125 code for a protein of 362 amino acids. Lineage: Eukaryota; Metazoa; Chordata; Mammalia; Rodentia; Cricetidae. Gene Ontology annotation, molecular function: somatostatin receptor activity; neuropeptide binding.